CUUGGACACCGCCCCGCCAAAAGAGGGGGAGAGGAGUCUCCGGGCUCGAAGCCCAGCUGGGAGGGUGGAAGCGAGUGGGCGGCGGGGAGGCGGGGCCUCGGCGGCAGGGAGGCGGGGCCUCGGCGGCAGGGGGCGUGGACUCGCCCGGCUCUGGAAGCUCCACAAAUGAAUGAGGCGGGCGCCGGGCUGCCGUGCCGAGCUGGGCUUUCCCCCGCGCUGCGGGCGCCAGGAGCCGCCUUUUCCGCUGGGUGUCACUCGGGGGUGGGGAGGGUGGCCCAUUCAAAAGCGCCGCCAGGAGGCCCGGCCGGUGCCCUUCAGUGAGAGCUCGCAGGAGGACGAGAGCGGUGCGGACGCUCGCUGCUCCCGGACCUUGUGGCGCAUCCGGACGCGGCUGCCCGUCUGUCCCGACCCGGAGCUGCGGCCGCCGUCCCUCUGCCUCCUCCGGGUCAGCUUCCUCUGCGCGCUUCGGCCCGGCGGCCGCGGAAACCACUGGCGAGAGGACGGAGCGCGGCUGUUACUGCUGCCCCCGGCCCGGGCGACUGCGAGCCGAGAGCCCGACCCGAGCGGCGGCGCCCCCUAUGCCGGGAGGAUGUUGGAGAACAGCGGCUGCAAGGCGUUGAAGGAGGGCGUGCUGGAGAAACGCAGCGACGGGCUGCUGCAGCUCUGGAAGAAAAAGUGCUGCAUCCUCACCGAGGAGAGCUUGCUGCUUAUCCCGCCCAAGCAGCUGCAACAGCAGCAGCAGCAGCCCGGACAAGGACCGGCUGAGCCGUCCCAACCCGGAGGAGGCCCCGUUGUGGCCGGACUGGAGCCACCGGUCAAGCUUAAGGAAUUGCACUUUUCCAACAUGAAGACCGUGGAUUGUGUGGAGCGCAAGGGCAAGUAUAUGUACUUCACAGUGGUGAUGGCUGAGGGCAAGGAGAUCGACUUUCGGUGCCCGCAGGACCAGGGCUGGAACGCAGAGAUCACGCUGCAGAUGGUGCAGUACAAGAAUCGUCAAGCCAUCCUGGCGGUUAAGUCCACGCGGCAAAAGCAGCAACAUCUGGUGCAGCAGCAGCAGCCCCCGCAACCGCAGCUUCCACAGCAGCCCCAGCCCCAGCCGGCGUCCCAACCCCAACUCCAGCCGCAGCCCCAACUCCAACCCCAACCCCAACCUCAAUCCAAGCCGCAGCCCCAGCCGCUCCUCGCGUACCCGCACCCGCACCCGCACCCUCACUCGCAUCCACAUCCGCAUCCGUACCCGCACCCGCACCCACCAGCACUCUCGCAGCCGCUCGGCCACCGGCUUCUCCGCAGCACAUCCAACUCUGCCUGAAGAGGGCAGCACCGGGGCGGACCAGGUUUUGAGCACUUGAGGAAGUGGGACGAGCACAUUUCUGUGAGCACAUUUCUAUUGUCUUCAAUUGGAUCGGAAACAGAAGUCUCCCCGGCCACCAAGUAAUUUGGACUACGCGCGACUGAUAACUUGCGAAUGAUUCCUUUUAGUUUUCAGCAUACUCCCAUCACAAUGCAGAAAACAACUGCGAAUACGCAAGGAAGGCUUUAUUAUUAUGAACCUUUGAAAGGAUCUUCCAGUACGGUGGACCUCCUAGGAGCAAUGAUGUACUAUACUUUUAUUUUAAUGUAUUUUGAUUUAUAAUUAUUUAUUAGUUUUUUUAACGCUUGUUCUAAGACAUUUCUGAAUGUAGGCCAUUAAAAAAAAAGUAGUUCUGUCUUCAAAAACCUAUUCCAUACUAAGUUAACCUUGGAAAAGAAAAAAGUAAAAGGGAGGUGGAGGGGAAAAUACAUACAAUUCAUUCAUUAUCCCUAGGGCAUUUUCAGAAGAUCUGACAUUGUUAUGCCAGGUGGUUGAAAUUAAACUCUGACGUUACUUAUUUUUUUGAAACUUUUUUUCUCCUAGAUAUAUUUCUUGUAGAUUAGAAAUUUAAAGAAGCCGAGUGCUCUAAAUUGCGUUGUUAUAAAAAUCAAAUUGCUUUUUCCAAAAGGAAAUGAUUGGUAAUGUUAUCUGAUUCAAAAUAAAAACAGAAUACAGCUGAUGACAGGAUGAUCCUAUCUGGGAAGGCCCAUUCACUGUAGGAAAAAGCCUUGCUUGCAUUAUCUCUGAGUGAAGGGCUCAUGAAUAAGGCAGUCUUAAUAUCUGAGGACACUGAUGCUUCAUUUGUAUGAUUUUAUAAAACAACGUGUGUGUGGGGGGAGGGGUGUGAGGAUUCUUAAUUUGUUUGAGAUAAGAUCCAUGAUCUUAUCCACACUAGGGAGUCCCCUCCUCUAAGAGUUGGCCACACUUCACCUGAGCCCCAGUCUUUGUUCUAAAAGCGUACUUAGAAUCUAAACAUACUUAGAAUCUAAUAAUUUAAAAUACAGUUUGUAAAUCUUUCAAACACUAGGAGUCAUAACUUUGUUUUCGUGCUGAAAAUAAUAUUUAUCAGAGAAACCAACUGUUUUGCUUUUUAUAGCUCUGUAAGAAACUUGAAGGUUAUAUGUUUUGUUGUUAGGUUAACUAAACUCUGAAAAUGAAAAAGGAAGGAUUGGGUAAACACUGGAUUUUCAGUAAGAAAACAAACCCCAGUCUUGUUUGAGCAGCCACUAGUUCAGGAUUUGGAGGAAGGGGGAGGGAAGGAGAGGAUGUGCUUUUUAAAGGUAGAACAAACCCUCCUCUGUGUUAAAUCAAAAGGAUGGUCAAAACCCAUAAGGGCAGAUGCUACUUAAGUUUAAAAAGAAGCAUAGAUGAUACCAAAUCCUCUUAGAACUGGAAAUCACUUCCUCUGCUUGACUAACAGGUCUCUGUUGUCCAUUUUUUUUGCAUAUAAUCUUGAGUAUUUUUCAAGCAACCAAAUUAGGAUGGUCAACAUUAGGACUCUGCUAAGUUGUGUAGUCAAGAAAUGAAACAGCAUUUUAUGCUAGCGAUAUCUUUCAUUUCUACUGAUCAUGAAGGUCAAACUAACAUGUUUAGUGCAAUAUUUUAAAUGAAGGCAAUUUAAGGUUAUAACUAAUCCAAUAAGUUGACAGGGGGUUGGUACUCAAGCAAAUGGCAAGAAAAUCUUAGGUGGAUUCCCACUUUCAGUGCUAUUAGGCUCUGACUGUGAAAAUAUGCUGCAAGGUUUUAAAAACAUAUGAUCUAGCUCAGAAGGCUAAAAACAUUCUUAAGAUAAGUUUGGUUUGGCUUCUUUUGGAGUAACUGCUUUUUUUUUUUUGCCUCCAGGGUUAUUGCUGGGGCUCCGUGCCUGGAGGCCAUUUUUUCCCUUUCGUUGCCCUUGUUGUCUAUCGUUGUUGUUAAUAUUAUUGUUGUUGUUGGUUAAUAUUAUUGUUGUUGUUGGAUAGGACAGAGAGAAAUUGAGAGAGGAGGGGAAGACAGAGGGGGGAGAGCAAGACACCUACAGACCUGCUUCACCGCCUGUGAAGCUACUCCUAUGCAGGUGGGGAGCUGGGAGCUCGAACCUGGGUCCUUACGCUCGUCCUUGUGCUUUGCACCACGUGCGUUUAACCCUCUGUGCUACCACCUGGCCCCCUAAUUACUACUUUAAAAAAAAAUUGUGCUAUUAUGCUGUAGUUUUUUAUUUUUUUUAUGCUGUAGUUUUAAUACAUGCAGAUCACAUAACUCAAACUUCAGGGCUUCACCUCCCUUCAAGAUGGAAGUGCUUUUCUUUCAAAUUCUUAUACUAUAAAAUAUUAUAUCCAUACCAAAUACUUUUAAAAUCAAGAUUCAUAUAGAUUUUUAAAGAAAAUAUAUGUAGUUUAAAAAACAAAUGUGUGUUGUUUACUUACAUAGGCUAGGUGAUAUCAUUGAAAAAAUACACCCAGGCCCAUAAUGAAUUUUCCUGCACAAAGGCUGUAGGGCUUUUAAUAGGGUUAUCAGAAUCUUGUUUGGUUUUUUUGUUUGUUUUUCCUUGUCUUUCCACAGUCCUUUCUUCCUUGGUCUGCUGUGAUAUUUAUGUUAAGUCAGCCUUCUUAGUGGCUUCCUAGUCAGAACCUCUCUUAGCAUUUAACUGUGAAACCUCGGAAACUAGGAAGGAGAGGAAUAGGAUGGCAUUUAUUGCUUGACACUGAUAUUAUCAUAGCUUAAAAUACUUUUUCCAGAACCAGAAACUAUUAUACAUAAGCAUGUUUAAUAAAACAAAGCAAAAUACAAAUGAAAAAAUAUUUAAUGUGUCAGUGGCUCUAUUAUACCUGCAAAAAAAUAGGAACCACCUAAGUUAUCCUGAGACUUCACAUGGAAAAGGGUAAAACUUCCUUCUUCCAGCCCAAAGAAAGAAGGAACAAAAGGGGCAGGUUCAAUAAAGAACCCACUCCUUAAAUAAAUAGAAACUAUAAAAUGUUGAAAAACUGAAAGGAAUAGCACAUCUGGAAAUUGACUUUUGGCUUUGAACUUGUUGGCAGUAAAUCUUGUAUACAGUGAGCUCAGUAAGUUCGUUGGGACAAAUGAAUGAGAAAAGGAAAGAAACGCUCACCAGCAUCUAAAGGGUGGGUUCUUUUGCCUCACAGAGUGCUUCCUAUAUUCAUGUUCUUGUGAUUCUCUUGAGAACAACAUGACGAAGCUCCUCAGACAUACUUUCUUAGUGGAAAUCCACAUAAAACUGUGUAUGCUCUACAGGGAAUGCUGAGGUCAGAGAGUAAAUGACUAUAAAGGGCCCUUUCAAAAUGAAAAUUUUCCUCAAAGAGGAUGCUGGGAUUCUCUCACCACAUAAAAAUCAAGCCAACUUUAUAAUUUCACUUCACAAGACUCCCCCCUCCCCCCAGGUAAAAGAAAACCCAACUCAUUACUUAAAGAGUUCCCCUCACAUGUAAACAGGAACUUUGACAAGUUGAAAGGUUUGUUUUAACUCCUCUCUCAUAUGCCAAAUAGUCUUAUUUUCUAAAAACCCCUCAUUUCAAUCUGACAUACAGAUUUGUUGCCAGUGUGAGUUAAAAAUAUCUCAUCUUCUUUCUCUGUUCCCCUCCUUUCCUCCUCUCCCCUCCCCUCCCAUCCCCUCCACUCCCCUCCUCUCUUUCACCAGAGCUCUACUCAGCUCCGGUUUAUACUGUGUGUUGGGGGAGGGAGGGCUGUAAGGGGGAUUGAACCUGAGACUUUGGAACCUCAGGCAUGAGGGUCUCUUUGCAUAACCAUUAUGCUAUCUAAACCCCCUCCCAUAUCAUUUAUUUUCUUUCCAGAAAAAGUGACUUUAGACUAUUUCCAAGUGUUAAGUAAUAUUAAGAGGCAGGCUUAGAAGAGGGGUUUAAGACUUAAGUGAAACUGGAGCAAUCACAUAAAAAGUAGAACUCUGAGGGAUGAGGAUGGACCUGUGAGCAUUUCUUUUCUUCUCUCUCUCUCUGGUAAAUAUAAAAUUGAUUUUUGCUUUCUCAACAAAAUUUUAAUUGGAAAUUAUAGGACUUGAUAUUGUGUUGAAUAGAUUUUUAAAAAAUUACUUUUCUAAAUUCUUGAUCUUUUGAAGGGUGACUUGCUGAUGUAUAAUGCUGAAUAGCCAAUCUGUAUUUACUUUAAGAAUGGAACACAAAGUGAUCUGUGACUUUCAUGGCAGGACAUUUGCCAAAAGAAGUUCAGGGUCCUACAGUGUUUUCUCAGAAAAGACAUUAUCCAGUGAAAGGAGUAUAAUAUACUUAGAAGCAUCUGCAUAAAAGCUGAGAACUACUACCUGCUCAGAAUCUGACCUGGUGGUUAUCAGCAGAACAGUGGGGAAGAUUUUGACAACAGUUGGCUCUUGCAGAUCACUACACAUUUUGAGAAGAGAAGUAAAAUUAUUGUCUGUUAUAUUCCACAGUCAGCCAUCUGCUUAAAGUUUCAGAAUAUACAAAUGCAAGUUUCCGAAAUGGAAGCAUCACUGUGUACCAAAUGCUUUAUAAACUGUCACAUUCAUGAGCUUAAUAGUGUGAUCACAAAUGGUGUAAGUAUUUUUCAAGCAAUUUUGGAGAGAUGUGGCUUAUUUUUCAUAUUUUCAAUGUGCAUUCCAUCACGAAUAAAAGUAUUUAUUGAGACGAC
Messenger RNA from Erinaceus europaeus (western European hedgehog), 5968 nucleotides. RefSeq names its product pleckstrin homology like domain family A member 1 (gene PHLDA1). Gene Ontology annotation, molecular function: phosphatidylinositol phosphate binding. Lineage: Eukaryota; Metazoa; Chordata; Mammalia; Eulipotyphla; Erinaceidae. The record is from RefSeq and is a predicted model, not a curated record. Gene Ontology annotation, cellular component: nucleus. The coding region runs from base 170 to 1312 and encodes 380 amino acids. The transcript has 2 exons. Gene Ontology annotation, biological process: positive regulation of apoptotic process.